AUGGAGAGGUUCGGGGGAAAAGGGGUGAAGGGUUGUGAAGGCUUGCCUGCUGAAACAUCUGCCGCCAUUGCCCAUAAAAAGAUUAUCAUUGCUCCUUACAAUAACACAAAAGAAAAUGACCAAGUGUUACGUGAGAGUGAAGCUGCAGAUGUCAUUGCAGCUGUUGCUGGUUUAAUAAGAAUAUUUAAAAAGAAAUUAUGGGAAUUGCCUUCAAUACAUGCAAUUCAAGCUUAUAAGAUCCUGAUUUUGUGCAUGGAGCAUCAUUAUCGCAAGCAGGCCAUAAUGGAUGGCGUGUCAAGGGUCAGACUGCAGAUCUUUGAAAUGAUAUUUGAAAUGAGGGCAAAUUCAAAGUGUCAAUUGGGAUUCCUAAGUACACCAACUAGAAGCAACGGAGAGGGAGAGGAUAGUUUUUCCUCUAUGCUACCACAAUACACUCCAUAUGUUUUAGUAAAUGACAAGCAUAGCCAGAGAUUUUCAUCAGCUGAUGAACAAGGUGAAGAUGAUCCAGAGCAGAGGUUAAAUGAUUCUAAUACAGUUAUUGCUUCAGAGACUGCAAAUGAAGACAGUGAUUUAACAUCAAAAGAUUCUACAAUUGUAGUGUCGGAUCAGUCAUCAAUGUCCAAGGUUGAAGUGACUCAUCUUUCCCUUAUUCAGGCAGCAAUGACAGUCAUCGUGGCCAUGAAUAAAGAAAAGGAUUGGGAAGUGCUUCGUCUUAUUCUUGAGAGAGUGCCUCAGGUUCUACAGAAUAGAGCCCUCAUUUUGUCUCGUGAUGGCAACAACAUAAAUUAUUUUGCACUAGCUCUGUGUGCCUUAGUUACUGACAAGAACUUGGGUUUGCCAGAGUCUUUGCGCAACACACCAGCAAAGUUUACAAGGUCUGACUUUCAAAGUUAUGUUUUUCCUGUUCUUGGGAAUUUGGCUUCUUACCAUAAGUAUUUGGAGGCUCCCGUUCAGCAGAAGGUCAUCAAAUGCUUAGAGUUAGGAGUUCUAAGUCGCUGUGCUGGACCACUGUGUGUUAGUGCUCUUACUCUGUGUGUGCUAGAGAUGAGAGAUUCUAUGAUCAAGCUGCUGCGGGAGGUUAUGUUGAAUCUUUCCAAAAUUACUGCAACUGUCCAAAAUGCUCAACCUAUUUUAGAGUUUUUGUCCACUUUACUCCACUUACCAAAGGUGUAUGCUAGCUUUGUGUCAGACCAGUACAUGUCUAUCUUUGCUAUUGCCAUUCCCUACACAAACCCAUUCAAGUUUAACCAUUACAUUGUAUCGCUGGCAUACCAUGUGAUUGCCAUGUGGUUUUUGAAGUGUCGCCUGCCUUUCAGAAGACACUUUGUUCCUUUCAUUUCUAAGAAUCUGAAUAUGAUACUAGCCAAUGAGGAGGCAGCAACUAGGAGGCGUAGUGCAAGUGCUAGUGAACAGGCUAUACUCCUUGCCAGAGCAAGAAUGACUCGGUCAAUGUCAUUUUCCCACAAACGGCUUGAGGAAAUGGGUCGAGGAAAAGGGGACAUUGAUAUGAUACAAUUUCAUAAUGAUUUACGUGAAACCUGCGUAGAUUUGAUGGCACGUUACACCUUUGCUUCCUGUGCUCCUCUUCCAAAAAGAGGGAGUGUUGCAGAGAUGUUGGUGUCUGGGGGCCAGUCUCAAACUUGGCUUGUUGGUAAUAAGCUUAUUACUAUAACUACCUCUGGCUGCUCACAGAGACCUCUUAAAUAUGGACUAUGUGAUAAAUGCUUGCAGUUGUGCAAUCUAGAAAAGGGAAGCCCAGCUCCUGAACCUUUUAUAUCCAGCACAGCUAGCGCUAGUCGUAGACGUCAUCGCUCAGAAUUUCAUAGAACCAUAUCACAUGAGGCCAACUUCAAACCUCAAAGUAAAGAUGAUCUCCAUAUGAGAAAUGUGAAGAGAACUAGUGGAGAUAUUCUUUCAGGGCUUGGAGAUCAAGGUGAUGGCAUUAGUUGGCCUAGUAGUGGACUUGGUGAAUCUACUGAGGGUGACCGGCUAUCUAUAGGUAGUGGUGUGUCUACAUCUGGUGUUGGUAACACAGAUACCAAAUCAGGUGAACCUCAUUUAUGCGCCUGUUGGUGUCAAGGGUGGGCAGAAAUUUACAUCAGACAAGCUACAGGUAACAUGUCCUGGAUGAUGCGCAUUCAGAAUCAUCAGACCUUAGUCUCUUCAGGAGGAGAACUUCCAUUGCAUGACAUCAGUGUCUUAUUUGCUCCAACACCUGCUGGUGAAUCAGCUGACCUUGCAGGAUCAGUCUUUACUCAUCAUAAAAUUGACUCUGAAACUCUGGAGGAUGAAAAGUAUGAGGAACUUCUCAGUCAGCAGUUUGAAGAGACUAGACCUAGGGCCUUCUCAGGAGCAUCAGAUAGAACACAAGAUUCUGAUCCAGGUUCACAAAGAGAUUCUAGUGGCUGGAGUAGUGGAGCACCUUCACACACAUCAUCAGAUCCUCGCAUAAAUUCUGCUGAACCUGGAGAUGACACUCGAGGAAGUUCCCCUCUCACUACCACAAGCACAUCAGGUGAAAACCCAGAGGAUCCACGUGUCCCUGUACAGCGUUGCCAUUCUAGUCCUGAAAUGAGUGAAGGAGUAGUUGUUGGUGGGGAAGAAGGUGGUGUUCCCCCACUUACAGAAUGUGAAACUCUUGAUGAUACAUCAGGUAUACUCACGGAGUCAAGUGAUACGACACAGGUGCAGUCGUCAGCCUCCAAACCCACAAAACCUAAACCUAGAUUUGAAUCCCUCUCAGGUGGAAGUAGUGUUGGUUCUACUUCACCGCCACCUAUGCCCUCAACUCGGAUGCGUCACACAUCAGCUUUCCAGACGAAGAGUGUUGGUAGUGGCAGUGUUUCACCUAGUAGUGGUAUGGUUGGUUCUGGGACAAUGGAAGGUGAUGAUGAUGGUUCUCCACGUCCGAUCCGCAGAGGCAGAGGUCAUACUAUUUCUGACAUGAACCCUGCAUCACGAAAGUUGCAAGUGCGAGCGGCAGUUGCUUCUAGAAAAAUGAACUCUUCUAAAGAAGCAAAAGGUGGCAUAUCUCCCAGUUUUGUGUUCCUUCAGCUUUAUUACCAUGGGUGUUUAGGUGCUGGUAAUGAGAGACCUGUUUUAGUUCCAACACAUCAACCUGAGAUACAGCGUGCAUUACGUGUAUUAGAUCUGAUGAGACCUCAAGAAACGCACAGAAUUGGUGUGCUGUAUGCUGGCCCUGGGCAAAUCACCGAACAACAGAUUCUUAGAAAUUCAUUUGGUUCAUGGAGGUAUAUGAUGUUCUUGCAGGGCUUAGGUACUGUGUUGGAAUUAAGUAACAUAUCGCCUGAUGAAGUUUUUCUUGGAGGUCUCGACACAAAAGGCAAUGAUGGUAAACUAGUCUACAUUUGGCAAGAUGAUGUCAUGCAGGUUGUUUAUCACAUUGCUACUCUGAUGCCUACAAAAGAAUCUGAUCCAAACUGCAAUGGUAAAAAACGUCACAUUGGUAAUAAUUAUGUGACGAUAGUUUAUAAUGAAAGUGGUCAGCCAUACAACAUAAAUACUAUCACAGGCCAGUUUAACCAUACCGUAGUGGAAGUUGUGCCAGAAGAUCAUUCUACGAAUAGUGUCAGUGUUGUCUGUCGCCCAGAUUUGGAAGAUUUUGUCGGUGGUGGCGGAGAUCCCAGAAUUGUAUCGGAUGCUAAUUUGCCCAUUCUUGUUCGCCAGCUUGCACUUCAUGCUGAUCUUGCAUCCAUGAUUUGGGAUUCAUUAAUUAGACCACCUCACAAUCCAUACGCAAGUAAUUGGCUCGAAAGACUGAGAAAAAUCAGAAAAAUCAGACAAACAGUACUUCCUUCACCUGAGGCUCAGCAUGCCUCCAAUCUGCUGGACUUCACAGACAUGAUUGAAUUGGACAAAGGUGAUAAGGGUAAAGGUGGUACAGCAGGAAACUUCCAUUCUUAUCCUAUAUGGCACAACUAAAACUGCAUAACUGAUUGUUUCAAGUUCAUAAUUCCAUGAAGUACGAGAAAACUGUGAAAAGUAUUUGAAAUACCGUUUUAAGUAUACUGUAUUAUCAAGGUCCACAUUGUAUAAUGCUUCUUAUAGGAAUUGAAUCCAAUACAUCUGCUGCAGUUCAUAAAAGUACUUUGAAACUGGUGUUUUGACCAAAAAUCAGAAGCAUUGUGAUAUUUUUACUAUCAUGCUGUUUAUUUAUCAAGCGUUACUCUAUAUACUUCAUAAAAGUGUGCUUCUGCUAUAUAUUUUGAUAACCAGCAUAAACUGUGUUGAAAAAUGUUAGGUUUUUUCAAGUGUGAAUUUAUUUCCCUCAUGUGAUGGUACAUUAUAUAGUAUACCAUUGUCCGUCCUUAUGUAAGCACAUGCAAGUGUCUAUUUGCAUCAUUACCAUUGUGGUUAAAAGAAUGUCAAGUUGAAAGAAUUGGUGCUCUGUUCCUUGUGAUAAGUUUAUGGAAAACAUAGUCAUUAUAUUGAAAGUGGCAUCUGUAGUGGAAAAUGUUACAAAACCUUCGCGUAAAUUUUAAUAUCUUGUCUUGACUGGCAUUAAUUCUUGCAAGUUACUUUUAUGAAAUUUGUUUGCAAAAGGAAAUCAAUAUUAAGUAUUAAAAUUUAAGAGUAGAAGAGUAAAUUUUUAAACCUAUGUUUAUAUUUGGGAAUGCAAAUACACAGAGCAGGAUUAAGCUUUAAAAUGUGCACAUUGUAAUUUUGAGGAAUUAAUGCUACAAACUCAACCAGAUUUUAAUCCAAUUAUGAGUUUUAUUUUAGAACAAGAGACUUGCAACAUUUGCAUGGGUAUAAUACAACCUGGGGAUUACUUCAAGAGUAUUUAGCCUGUAACAGGCUUUUUAAGAAUUGACAGGUCUGUGUGAAUCACAAAAUAUUAAAUAUUUUGGCUGGAUAUAUUCUAGUAUUCUUUUCACUUUAUUCAGGCCUGGCAGUGAUUGAAAAUAAAAUUAACUUUGAUUUAUUUAUGCAUUACAAGAUUUAUAAAAUAAGAGCUACAUGAAAUAAAGUAAAAUGCACAAAAUUUUUGAGGUAGACAAUGCAUUUCAUCUCUGAAUAUGGUAUACUGUACAGUGAACUGUACAUUUCAUACUUGUAAAGUUGCUUUGUGUGGUCUCUGAUUAAAGUUGUUGGAUUCGUGUUACUAAAUGUAGUUCAUCAGGCUGGAAAGAAUUGGACAAAUUAUAUUUUUGCAGACAUUUGCUGGUAAAUUUUCUAUAAUUUCCAAGUAAGCAUAUUUUUUAAUUUGGGUAUCUUUUAAAGACAGUUACAACAGAAUGGCAGAAUAAAAAUUGCUCAAAUAAAUGCUAGCUAGUUUUAUAAUUGAAUAAUGUUAAAUAUUUAUAUUUGUUUAUAUAAUUUAAUGUACAUUUCAUUAGUUGUAAAUGGACAUUUUCUCUUGUGUAGGACAAAUUGCUCUCUAACCUGUUGUCAUAUUAGGGAAACACGGGUGAAAAGUUUUGCGCAAUCCAAAUGCAUUUUUUCUGUACAAAAUUUGUCUUGCAUUUAAUAUGAAAUAAUAAGAAAUUACUGUUUUAUUACAUUUUUGUCAGCAAUAAAUGUUAUUAUAUU
Molecule: messenger RNA, 5553 nt
Organism: Macrobrachium nipponense
Lineage: Eukaryota; Metazoa; Arthropoda; Malacostraca; Decapoda; Palaemonidae
Product: tuberin-like
Exons: 25
Coding region: 1-3942 (1313 amino acids)
Biological process (GO): negative regulation of TOR signaling; regulation of small GTPase mediated signal transduction; negative regulation of phosphatidylinositol 3-kinase/protein kinase B signal transduction
Cellular component (GO): TSC1-TSC2 complex; cytoplasm; nucleus
Molecular function (GO): GTPase activator activity
Source: RefSeq, a predicted model, not a curated record